AUGUAUUUACAAACGACAGGAAAUAAGGUAUUCUUAUGCAGGUGCUUAAAGUUGACUUGCUUUGGAAUUGGAAUCUUAGGUCUAGGUCAAACGUCGAACUUUUCAUGAGACAAACCAAACUCUAAUUUGGGUCGACCUAAAUUAAGUUAAGAUUGACUAAACUUAGGACGCGUCGAACCAAUCACCUGAAUCAGAUCAGUUAUAUUUUUUCUCCCGAAAAAGGCUAAAUAUACAAUGUCAUACAAUUUUUUAAAUUUAUUAAUUUAGUUCCGGUCGUCGCAUGUGAAGAUCGACGUUUGUCUCCUAGACGAUCCUCAGACGUUCAGACGGAUGGAACGUGUUGGACGAUCCAAACACAUUCAGACGAACUUAACUGAGCCAGACGUCGAACUUUUCAUAAACCUAACUUACUAAGUUUGAUUCGUCUCAUGAAAAGUUCGACGUUUUGCCUCGGCCUUAUGUCGCUUUUCAAAAGCCAGAACUUGCCGGUCAGACCGGUCAUUUUCAAAAUGAAACAUUAGCCUUUUCUCCAAAAUUUUACUUAACCCAAUAACUGCCCUGUAUACCAUUUCAGAAUAGACUGAUCUGGCGGAACAGUCCUGAUUAAUAGUAAAAAUCUCCUCACGAUAGGACUGGUCUCGCCAGCAAGUUCUGACAACGGGAAAGCACCCUUAGUAAGACUCAAAAUAGCUGUAAAGCCGCCUCUCUCGACAAUCUGUUUUCCUUUUUCUUUACUUUAAUCUUGUAAAAAUUCCUGGAAAGGUUUUACGAUUUGUACAUUAGCUUACAUUGAUUUUGUUUAUUUGUUGUUUAACAGACAUUGAUGAACUGCCUUGCAUUCUGGAAAUCACUUCAAGAGUACAAUGCAUAUUUUUUUGCUGAUGCGCUAAAUCCUUCUCUGCUUUCAAGAAAAGCAAGGGUAUGUUCACCUUUCUUUUCUGGGCCUAGUUACACAAACCUGUUUUCCUUUGGCAAUAUACGCAACUAAUUGGCGACGCUUUUCAAAUAGAACCUAUUCAAAACCAUGCUUUGGUCUCCCCUGGUAGAUCAUACAACCUCUCUUUUCUAUAGUCCGUCAUCCGAAUUUAAGAGGAACCUCCACUUCAACGAAAAGAUAACUUUAAAUCACAGGAAAUAACUGUUACAGUCAAGUCAAUCUAAAAUAUUUUUAAAGAAAACGUUUGUAUCCGAAAGAAAUAACUUUUAGAUUCGCCUAUUUUUGUUUUCAAAUUUUGCGGGCGUCGCCAUCUUGAAUAAUUGUGACGUGUAAUGGUUGCCCUAUUGUUAUUAAACAAAAGCUCUUUGUGUCAGAACAAUAGAGCAACCGUAACACGUCACAAUUAUUCAAGAUGGCGGCGCCCGCGAAAUUUGAAAGUGAAAAUUAGCGAUUUUAAAAUUCACUUUUCCUGAUAUAAACACUUUUUUUAAGACAAAUUUCGAACAAAUUUGUUUAUCAACAUAAUUUUAUUCGAUUUAAACUUAUUCUGUAGUAAGAGUGGAGGUUCCCUUUAAGAGGGAAGAAAAUGGCCACACGAGCAAAUGGAGGCGAACGCUAUCGCCUCUUGCGUGUCACAAUCUCACCGCUUUUGUCUCGCAUGUUAUGCGUGGCGAAAAAUGGAAAAGGUCGAUAAUACUUCAGCAUUGAACGUAGCCUCGACUGACAGAUCACCAGACUAGAUCCCUAAAUUACAGUUUUUGUUUGUAUGUUACAGACAAUGUAUGCUAAUUUCGUGGUGUCGGGCAGUGGGCAAGAGGUUCACGUAAGUAGUGACAUUCAGACGCAGGUGCUUAAAGAGCUAGAGCCGCCGUUUGAGGAACUCUUUGAUGCAGUGGAGGAGCAUGUACUUCAGUCUUUGUUGGAACCAUGGAAUAUGCUCAUUGCCCAGGAGAAAAAUCAGUACAAAGAUGAGGUGAGAAUAACUGAGCUUACUAUCAUGCAAAAAAGGGCAAAACAUCUGCAUUUUGGCGAGCAACUGUGUUUGUAAACACGGUGCAGUGUUAAUGUAAAAAAAGUAAUGCAUUCCACUUUUUACGCCAAAAAGAAUCGACUGGCAAAAUCCUUCAUAAUUGGUUCCUUUUAAGCCGGCGUAUGUAUGGAAAGUACCCCCUCCCCACCCGUGAAUAACGUUGAUUACAAACGCUAAACCAAAUAAAAUCUAGACUAGAUUACGGUGAUAUAGUCUCUUUAAGAGUUAUUGGUCUGGCCCUAGUUACUCCAAUAUUGGUUAGCGCGAUCCACCGGCGGAUUAAUCACUAUCCAGCGGAUAAGUAUUGGGAAACCAAUUGUGUUAUCCUGUGGAGAGAGAUUUUUCCAGUAGCCUGUUCCAGGCUCCUAUAUAGUCGGGUACGCGAAAUUGAGAAAGCGCGAACACGAAAAUAAGCAGUUCCUUUUCCUCGCCUCCGCCGCCUCCUUUUCCCAGAUCGCGCGUUCAUAUUUUUUCGCAUGCCUUUUACUUACGCGUCACCCCUACUAUCUGAGAGCCUGUAACAGGCUAUUUAUUUAGUGGAAAGCGUUAUCCACAUUUCGAACAACUGUUCCGGUGAAGCUCUGUCAUCGCGUUGAUUUCUUAAGUAAGUUAACUUCGCGUUGUCUUUCCCCAGCGAGUCGUUUGAGUGGGAAUAUAGCACAAUUCAUGGGUGAGUCAAGUCCCGGGGAGUGGUUUUGUCUCGCUACAGAAGCAGGGUGCCCCUCAGCUUGUGAGUCCUUUGAAUCUUAACAGUCUUCUGAGUUAACUGUUUUAUCACUUCAGGUUCGUACCGAACAAAGACUGAGGCAUAUAGAAAUCCAAGUGACCGCACGACGAAGGCAAAGCAUCGUCCAUACUAAUGGAGGGGUAAGAAAUUUAUUUUUGUGAUCAGAAUCAAUUUUCCCAUUUUGAUACUUGGUUAUGGUCUUGAGAAUAAAGAAUUUAAUCAUCCUGGAUAAAGUACCUCGCUAAAGAAAAUGGUUUUCAAACAUGCGACGUGCGAUGGAGGUAGUUGUAUUGUAAGAAACACACAAAUGGCACUUCAGAAAGCACUAGGCAUGGCUUUUUGUACAUCUGCGCUACUUCCCUUUCCAGAUAAAUGGGACGACGACGUGACAAAGGAAUUGGUAUUAUGAGCAAACAACGGCUCUGCAUUUGCAUCACGCUUUUUAUUACAUUUCUUUGGCUAAGACGAGGAACUUUCUGUUACGUUUUGUUAUUGAGACGAUAAAUUCUCCUUUCUCCUUUUGAAUCUGGAUAAAGUCCUUUUAAUUCUUAAAGGAUUCAACUACUGGGAAAAUCUCCAGUAUUUGACCAAUCGAGUGGGUCUACAAUAAAAUGUACGCAGUUCUUUUUAUGCUACAUGUUUUAACUGCUUAAUUAGGUGUCCCCUAUUACCGGAGGGUUUUCCCUCCUGCUAGAUAGUUUACGGACAAGUUAAUAAAGUUCGUUCGUUCGUUCGUUCAUUCAUUCAGUCAGUCAUUCAAUCAGUCUGUCAGUUAGUCAUUCAUUCAUUCAUUCAUUAAGUAAAGUUUGAAAGAAUGGGAGUUUAAUUUUUUUAGUGACGUGAUAGUUGCAGUGCACCAGUUAUACUGAUCAGUCUUCAAAUAAGAUUGUUUAAUUUUUGUUGGUUUAUGAAACUGUCUUUUAAACUCCAUGCAAGGAACUGUGAGUAGCCCCACCUUUUAGUUAACCAAGUACUGUACCCUCAUGCAGACGCAUUGCUUUCUCUCUUUCAGCUUGGUAAUGCUGAAGAAGACCACGAAAAGGAGCGGAUAUCAGUGGAGGAAGCGAACAGACCACUUCCGGUACCGAAAGACGGCGUCACAUUUGAAUCACUUAUAAGGAACAGGGAAGAAGUUGAACAUUUUAAAGAGUUCCUAAACAAAAAGCAUGCCAGAGGUAACUGUUGACUUUAUUGUUUUCUUUUCUUUUUUCUUUCUUUUUUUUUUACGUACGUUCUAAAAUUGGAUUCGCUCCCUGCAAAAGUACGUUUGUGAAUAUCAGUAUUCUCUAUCUCAAAACCUUAGUAGGUGGGUUCACACUAGGCCCUAAGUGUACUUGAAAAGUACUUGAAGUACCCUAAAGUUUUUGGUAAGAGAUGAAGUAAUCGAAGUACGGGAAACUUGCUUUGAUCAUCUUAAACCCUCCUCGACAAUCUUUUGUGUUCGUUGCUUCAAGUGCUUUUAAACACUUAAACAAAAUCGUAUUUCAGAUUUUGCAGGCUUUUUGCUUGAGGUAAGAAAUAAAACGCUUUUAAGUAACCGCGUUUUAUACUUGUCGUAAAUUUCACUCCAGAUUCUUCCUCUCUUUUUUGCCGAUGAGCGCUUUUGUUGUUCUUUCUUUGGUCCCCUUGCUACCAAGAGCUCUUCUGUUUCUUCCCUGGUCCAGUCUGCACUUUUUUGGUUGUUUGAACUUCUUUGAGUAGUUGUAGUGUUCUUCUGUGUCUUGUUUGAGUCGAGAGGUUGACUCAUGUCGUAAAUUAUGACUACUUAGCACUGCAGAUGGACACGAAAAAUUGGCCUGAACGGUUUGAAAUUAAGAAUAAACUGCAUCCAACGAAUCGCAAAACGCGGAAGCCGCUCUUCGUGGAACAUAUGUCAUUUCGUUUCCAUGGCCAAGUCUUCAAUUUACGUUGCCGAACCAAUUCGUGAAUCAAAACUGAGAAAAACCUGCUUAUAUUUCGAGAAGAUCAGUAUCUCCAUUGCUUGUGAGAGUGAAAACUGCGGCUGCACGUGCAGUGUUUUAAACGUAUGGAGUUUUUUUUAUUUCCGUGGCCGCACGAUGCGGUCAGAUGUGUUUCGUUUGGGCAAUGUGGGCUUGCCAGGAACGUAUCAUGUUAGAGCGGUAAAAUCUUGUAAUUCGUAUAACUUGACCGUAACUUGAAUUCUCAUUUCGAUUCUGUUCUUCCAGUCCAAUUUCUGAUAUUCUUUUCCCUUACAUGCUUGCAGGCCUCAAAGAUCUUAUGGCGUGGACAGACAUGGAAACAUUUCGCCGCGUUCCUCGCUUUAUGGAAGAAAAACGUGACAAGAAAGCCAGGGAAAUCCGAGAAAACUGGCUCGGCAAAAAGUACUUUUUUGGUCCCGACAGCCCGGCGACUAGAGAAGGACGAAACUUGGUAAGUAAUCGGUCACGCGGAGUGAGAAAAUAAAACGAAUAACUCAAGAAUAAAAAAAUAGAUUUUCCAAGCUUUUUAGGUUGAGCCGUUUUCCCCUCUGUUCCGUAGAUUAUGGACCUUAAUGGCGGCCGACCGAUUAAAGAGCGACCCGCGUCACCUGUUAUCCUCGAAAGCCAGAAGUUUGUACGCGCACGCAUCGAGCGGCGUUGGUUAAUGCUUUUCAAACAGACCGUAGAAUUCCUCGAGAGACAGAAACCCAAAGUUGCAACGGUUCCAGAAAUGGUGGAGGAUAUAAUGCUCAAGAGAAGACUUCAGCGGAGCGAGGCUGCUUGGAAGGUAAAUAUAUCUUUUUUUGCGAACGUAGGCGCUUUUUUUCGUCAUUUGGAACGCUGAGGAAAACUAUGUAGAGUUCGUGAAGAGUGUAAUCAACAGGGUGGGUCAGACAAUUUCUUCAACGUGGCCAAUUUCCAGCUACACAUCGUACCAUUAGCCAAUCAGAGCAUUUGUUUUAUAUUUGGCUAUUGCGUAAUUUUUUAUAACGCUUAUUUUUUUCAUUUUUAUUUUUCUCUGACGUAGAUUCUUAAUAGCAGAUGGGUCUCAUCGUCACGUGACGUGGUGGCAUUACGUCAGACCCUUUUAAAUCCCAGCAGCUGUAGCGAGUUUAGUGCGUUUGUCGCAGUUAAAGGAGACACACUGGAAAGUAAUGUUCAGUUCUGGCUUGAAGUGCAGAAAUUCAAAGUAAGAUAUAUGCACGUGUUUUGUAUAAUUAACUGCACUUUCAGGUCGCGUGACAAGUGACGAAACAUUCCACCGUUUCUUAGUGUCUUAGGGAGUUAAAGCAGAGACGUUUCUGAGUGACGCACGUAAACCGGAAGUGAGCCGUUUUCUCUUUUAAUAUGCCUUGACGCUACUAAAUUUGUAUGGCUAGGUGUUUUUACGCUUAUAGAGACGAUUUGACCAAACAUUUAUUCAAAAUCACGGCUCAAGAGUGCAAAAAAUCUACUUCCGGUUGACGUGCGUCGCUCAAAAACGUCGCUGAAUAUUCAGUUUUUUUUGACAGCUUAUUUCGAGGUUCGUUAGUGACAACACGUGUGUAAAUGUCACGAGUUGUAUCGUAUGACUUCCAGCUCAGUUAGCACAGCUCUUUAACAGUUUAAAAAAAUAGAAGCCAAGAUGCGAAAUUACUUAUUUUAUGCGAUAUUUUUAAUCUCUAAGAUGAGCUUUGACUUGUUCCAACAUUCCAUUUGUACACUUAGCUUGUAACCUAUAUAAAGUGCUGCUUAUUUUGUCUCAUGAAAGGUUUGUGUUUCACUUGCGUCUCAAGUAGUGUGCACACAUAAGCAUUAAAGUUUCGUCCUUUCCAGCUGUGAAACUCGUAAACUACAAUCUGAUACUCUCGUAUGUUCUAACUGUUCUCCUGCCCUUGGUGGGCUGUUCGUGUUAGCUUGUGUUACAAGGUUAUAUUGUUGUUUAUUUGUUUCUGACUGUGGUAUAUGAACAUUACAGGAUUUGUGCCACGCACAUGCCCUGCCAGCUCUGAUCCAACGUAAAGUACAGACCAUUAUAGAUUGUUUCCUGAACUCGGCGAUUGCACCUGAGUUACAGAUCGAUAUACCUAUUGAGAUGGCCGAUAAGCUUAUGGAAAGGCUGUCCGGGAGGAAUCCUUCUCUGCAUCCUUAUGUCUUCAGAGAAGCACAGGUAAGGAGUCGGCAUUAGCGACCUUAAGAUCCGAUGACGGCGACGGCAACAAGAACGUCAAAAAAGCAAUAGGUUUAAUAACCAAAACAAUUUUGCACGUGCAUCACGCUUUUUUGUACAUUUCUUUGCCGACGCUGCACGACUAGGACGUGCUGAAGUGCCUAAUUUCACGUUUUACAGAGGAAGUACACAAGCAGCGACGAAAUUUCUUCUCUCUUUCUGAACUUGGAUAUGGUUCUUAGGAAUUCAACUUUAGGAGGGUUCACCUUCAUUUGACAAAGUUAGUGACUUGGAGUAAUCGCGAUGAAGAUUGAAAGAAGGCGAAUUCACUUUUUCAGCGACCUUUUCGCUGCCAUUGCCGUCCUCGGAUCUUAAGGUUCCUAUUAAAAACGAGAGGACGGUAAAGAUUUCUUUUAAGCAAUUCAGACAAGCAAUUCAAUGAAAAAACUUGGAUGGAAACAGUGACACCCCGAGGUGCUUGUAACCAGUGCCAAGAGAACAGGGAACGGUUGCUAAUGGCGGGAAAACUUGUAAUCCACACCAAAGGCGCGAAAACAUGUCACGGGUUCCAAGCGCGGAAAAAAAAAACAAAAGUUGUCAAGAACCGAGAACGUUGGUCCAGUUCUUUGGUGGUGUUAGUUCACUUGCAAUGUGUAUGUAUGUUCUACCUGGUUUUUAAGGAAGCUCAUUGAAUUUUUCGAAUUCAUUCAUUUUUGCCGUGUUCAAAUGAAAAUGUGCGCGCAUAUGGUUUGACAUCUGCUAAUAUCGUUCACACAGGUCUCCAAUUUUCCCAAAGAAAGGAAACUUUAGAAAUACAGUCUUCUUCGCGAUCGCACAAAUGUAUUGUUCUUUUCGUUUUUCAGAUGACAGUAUUUCGAGUUUUGUUUAACCACUGGAAGGAGUUUGUGACUCAGCGGAGCAAAAUCCCCGAAGGUGUACAUCCUCGAGAACAUUUCAAAGAGCUACUGAGCAGGCACAGAGCAGAUACGAAGUCCAAGAAAGAGGCCAGUGAACGAAGGAGGCUGGCGCGUCUCAGUGCAGAGAGAAAAAAGAAAGAGAAGGAAGAAAGAGAAAAGAAACGAAUUGAAGAUCUUGCUAGGUGGGCAAAUAGGUCAUGUUAAGGUUGUGAGUAAGACUGGGUCGGGGUUGUGCGGAAGUGCAUCAUGGGACUGUUUUGAAGACGCUAUUGCUUCUUCUAUCGGUUGUUACGGGGUUGCACAGGAUUCUGGGUCAAAAUUCUUUUUUUUUUUUUUAACGGACGCUAUCGCUUCUUUUAUCGGCCAUUACGGGGUUGCGCAGGAUUCCAGGUCAGAAUUCUAUUUUUUUUUUGUAACGGACACUAUUGCUUCCGUUAUCGGCUAUUACGGGGUUGCGGAGGAUUCUGGGUCAAAAUCCUUUUUUUUAAAAAAAUGGUCCCACAGUCCAAUUCGACAGGAUACCAAUUCAGUCUCACGCGUAUUGCAAGCGGCCAAUACAUCAGUUCUUUCAGUACUGGAUCAGAACAACGGAAGAGAUGAAUAAACAAGGAUGGCAAGCUUAUUAAGGUCCUUGAUAUAACAGAGGCAUAGUGGCAGACGCAUUCACUGCCGCUUCGCUCUUCGUUAUGUUAUAACAAGUUAAAAGACCCUAAUUAAACCAGGGCUCCAAAAAAGUGCCUUUCGGUAGUCUAGGACAAGAAGAGUUUGGAUCUUUACACGUUUCUGGGAAACUGCCCACCUACCCCUCCCCUAAACCAACAUUAACACUUCUCACUUAGGGCAAACGCACGUAGCUUUUGAAGCUUGCUCAGUGCCCAAUGGCCAAAGGUCCUUGCAAGCCAUCUUCUAAUAAUACCUUUAACUAAGUCGAGCAAGAAAUGGCUCGGACAUGGCUGGACCUUUUAUUUUGAUUUUAACUUGUUUCAAAGCAUCAUUUUUAUAUGAAUACUGUCGCAAAACUUUUAAUGAAUAUUUUAGGAAGCAUGUUUUUCUUAAUUUUAUACCACAUUAGUCAUUCCAAGUAGUUACUUUGGUAGUAUUUUAAAUAGUGUCCCCUAUUAGUAGGCUUUAAACAGGCAGCUUGAAGAUUUCUUGACACUUAAAUGAGGCUCAUCCUUAUCAUCAUCAUUUAUAGUUUGUUCAGUAUGGAAACCGCUUCCAUUUUCUACUCCGAAGAGGAUGACCUACGAUCGUGGUUUUACUCUAAGCAUUUGGUUGAACAAGAACGCCAAGAACACAUCAAGAGACUCAGAGAGCAAGGAAUUAUCAUCCCGGAAGAAGAACUUGUAGAGGAGAAAGGUGAGCCUACCAUGUUUUAGUUUUGUGCUAAAAAACUUAUAUUAGUUAAUCUCAGUCAGUUUUUUAGCCUGCGAGCAAGCUCUCCAAUUGUGGCGAACUAAGCGAACCGCCGAGAGAACGCACGAGCGAGCGGCGUCUCCUUUCGCAUGACGACUCGCUAUCCCCCCAAAUAUGGAGAACUUGCUUGCUUGCUCUCAGGCUAACCGUUUUUAAGCAGUGACUCAAAAAUUGGGGGUAUGGGAAAGAGGCAAUACAAAAAAGGCAAAACAGGCAAAGGCGCACUCGAGCCAGAGGCCCAAACGGCCGAAGCUUAUACCGGUUUCCUUAGCAUGAAGUUGCCUGGGAGUAUUGCUACUCCCCCCUGGACGGGAUGCUUGUCUAUUGCGGACGGGCGAGGCUCGAACCCCGGACCUCCAGAUCCAGGGUUCGAGGUGUUAACCGCUCCGCCACACACGCGUCCACCAAAAAGCCUUCUUUUUUACUCUUUUUCUGUUGUUUUUUCAAGUUUUUUAUAUUAGCCAAUCAUAUGUAUCGAUUUAAUUGAAAUUAAAAAUUUUGAAAACGUUCACACUUUUCUAACUACUUUUCCUGUGCGCCUGCCCACCUCUUAGGGGACCAUUACUUAAAAAGGGUAGCUUCUGAAAAUCCGAUCCCCAAACUUUCCUUUUAGAGAGGCCUUUGUAGAAAGAUUUUAUUGAGACCAGUGCUGGACAGGAUAAGCUACUUAUUGUACGCCUAUUUUUGAAUUAAAAUGAGAAAUAAUCCCAUCUCGUGUUUCAAGAAAGUGACAUCUUUUCUUUUGGUCUCUUCGGUAGAAGAAACAAAGAGCAGAAGAUCACGUGUGUCUAUGGCGAAAUCCUCCAUACUUGGCAAGAAAGGUAUGAAAUUGUCCUUUUUUAAAACGUAUAACGUACGGGCAAGAAAACAAUUUAGGAGGUUCGAUAACUUAUCCGUCAAACAUCGGGCCUACAACCCUCAUUAACUCAUAGUUGACUUCCUCUACUUUCUUAUUUAUUUCAGUUCAUGAAGCUCUAAGUGACAAGAAAAGUAGUGAAGGUACGACUGUUAGAGGCCUGUAAAUACAGUCGACUCCCGAUAACUCGAACCUUUUAGGGAAAUCGAAAAAGUUCGAGUUAUCGAGUUAGAAGAUAAGCAAGUGGGUGGGGAGGCAGUGCAAGUAUCAUGCACACUUCAAUUCAAGGCAGCAAGAGAUAUAUGAAAUAUUUAGGAAACUGAGAAAAAGUAGGAAUUAAGCAACAAAGCUUGAUCAAUAUACAGGACUGGACAAAUAGCAAAAAGGCAAAGAAUACACAGCUGUUUUGAAAUAAAUUUAAUGUUUCCGACUACAAUACACUGUUUUUUUUACCGAGGGUAAAAUUAAAUGGAAAUAAUCUGAAGGGAACCAAAAUUACCGUACUUUGAGUUAGCGGGAGGUUCGAGUUGUCGAGGGUUCGAGUUAUCGCGAGUCAACUAAAUGUUUUACUUUGAAAAGGAUAUGUCUCUGAUCAGUUCACCAGUACAGUAAGAAACCCGCUGCACAGCUCACGUUUCGUAAUGCAACUCACAUUUUUAACGUGCAAGGGUGUCGCGUUCUUUAGCACUCUUCCUAGUGAUUCUCUAAAUUUUUAUGUUCUAACUAGUGUCUUAACGUCACUUCCCACGUCUUGUAUUUUCUUAGGUUCUUCAAGGAGACUCCAAGCAAAGCUUCUAAAACCCAACGCUAAUGGUCAACUGUUUACCUCGUUGGGCAGGCGCAGUUCUGUAGUUUCUACCUCUGUGUCGGUGACUCGCCGGAACUCUGGAGUGUCAUUGGCGCUUUCUCGCAAAGAUGAGAAAGUUAGCACGGUUACCUCCGUGAAAGAAGAAAAGAUUACCGAGAAAUGUGAUGAUAAGGAUCUUUCCCUUAAAGACACAAAAGAAGUAAAGCAAGCGGAAAGAAAGAGCCCGGAGAUUCAAGUUAUUCCGCUACUGUCACCUGAAACUACACAACAAACCGCUCAAGAACGAAAGCUGCUACCGCAGCGCUCACGGAGCUCUAAGCGACUGUUAUCAAGCAAGCAGCCACCCAAGUCUGCAGGGACGAAACCAGUUCCACUGGAUGCUAUUUCCUGCAUUAGUGACUAUAGCAUUUUAAGUAACAUUGAGUUUGCACCACGGCCAAGGACCACGGCAGGGAAAAAUGGCCACAAGGAAGCCGGAACCUCUCUACUGACGUCAAAAUCUCUUAAGGACUUCACAAAUUCCCCAGAAGGUAAAACUGCAGGUUUUCUUUAUUUCAUCCACUGAUUUUACAAUAUUAAAUCAAAACAGGCUUAUUUAAGUGGUAAAUUAAUCCACUGCUGCGGUUGACAUUGACCGCGGCCGAGUGAUUGACAAUAGGCCAUUUCCGAGGUUCCCCUGGGCCUCUGUAUCAAAACGAGGUUAAGUGCUCAGCUUUUGAUACGGCAAUGAUUUUUCAUUCUUGUGCAAAUAAAACUCAUUUUCACAAGAAAAAUCGUGCACUUGGCCUCGUUUUGAAAGUGAGGGUUUUUGGAACUCGGAAGUGGCCUAUUAGAGGAGAAUCGUAGUUUCCUCGACAACUGUAAGAUCUGGAAGAUAAUCGCACAGUUUUUGUUAAAAUCGCUAUUCUCCAUUCUAUCAGAAAGCCAUAAAGAGUUGUUCUCUACGAUGGCCCAGGAGGGUCACAGUCCAGUAUUGGUUUUUGACAGUUCAGUUUUGGUUUUACACAGUCCAGUUAUGGUUUUACACAGUCCAGUUUUAAUUUUUACACAGUCCAGUUUUAUUUUUUACACAGUCCAGUUUUAUUUUUUUACACAGUCCAGUUUUAUUUUUUUACACAGUCCAGUUUCAUUUUUACAGUCCAGUUUUAUUUUUUACACAGUCCAGUUAUAUUUUUUUACACAGUCCAGUUUUAUUUUUACACAGUCCAGUUUUAAUUUUUACACAGUCCAGUUUUAUUUUUUACACAGUCCAGUUUUAUUUUUUUACACAGUCCAGUUUUAUUUUUACACAGUCCAGUUUUAUUUUUUACACAGUCCAGUUUUAUUUUUUUACACAGUCCAGUUUUAUUUUUACACAGUCCAGUUUUAUUUUUUUACACAGUCCAGUUUUAUUUUUUGUGUGGUUACCAGACCUCUCUCGCGCUACUGCAACACUUGUUAUCUAACGGCAGCCAUUUUGUAUUUCCGUGCGACGAUGGAUUCAAUCAUCAGGCGGGCUGUUCGAGAGGAACUGAGACGUUCAAGUUCUAGUGGUCCAGAAACUGCGUCUUCUACUAAUCAAGAUGAUCAGGGAAGAAGUGAAAACAAAUCAGAUGCGGCUGGAUCAUCACGAAGUCCGUUUUCAUCACGAACAGUGGGCCGAUGUUUCUUAAACGAAGACCCAAAAACGAAGACCCAAGACCCCUUGGACUAAAACGAAGACCCCUGUGGAUUAAAUGAGAUGUGUUUACGGUGAUGAUGACAUCAGUUUUGUUUAAAUAAAAAUUUUUCACACUAUGUACAUUCGAGAAAGCUUUCGUAGUCUUGUGGUAACGUCCUUGCGUGCAUCGGAAGGUCUCUCGGGAUCGAAUCUUGCCAAACGGAAGUAUGUUUUUCCUUUCCUUUUUUUUUUCUUUCAUUUUUAUUUUGUUAUCAUUAUAACAACUGCUUGAGCCGUAAAAGAUGAGUCAUUUUUUACAAUAGAGGUCAGAAUAAAGUAACAGGGAUAUAAAUAUAACCCGGUAUGUAUACGAAUGAACCUUGCUUGCAUGAAACACGAAACUCUUUACUCGAGUGAUGUUCUCGAUAUCGACGGCUUUUUGUUCUAUUGAUGAGGUUAAAAGUAAUAAAAAGAGCGCGAGGUUCCCCUCUCCUUGAAUUCAUCAUUGCUAAAUGUCUCGUUAUUCCCUCCUUACGCCAUGGUCAUUUAUUUUGUUUUGCAAAUGUAUUGAUCGAUACAAUUGUUCGACAUUUUGGAACGCUAGAGCACGCGUUAUAUUUUCUUAGCCGUCGAUCGAAGAAAAGGUGGGUGAUAGACUUCAUUAUUACAAUUAAAUAGCGCAGAGGAAAUUCCACAACACUCCUAAAUCGCCGUAAGAGUUUAAUCCACAGGGGUCUUCGUUUUAGUCCAGAGGGUCUUCGUUUUAGUCCACGGGGUGUUAGGUCUUAGCCCGGGGGGUACUGGAUAUAUCCUUGGGUAUGGAGGUGCGGCCCGGCCCCGCCCCUUAUACCCUGAUCCUGUUUAAGACAAAAAUCGCUGAUUUUCCUACAAGUGUAAGACAGAAUUUCGAUUUUCAUACCCUGUUUAAGACAUUCGUAAAACAUAUAUACGCGCAGGCUGUUUAUCGUCCAAGAAAAGAUACCCUGUUUAAGACAAAAAUUGAUAAAAUCGAUACCCUGUUUGAGACAAAAAUCCCGAAAAACAUACCCUGGCUGGCUGCACGUCCCCGUUAAGCCCUUACAAGGGAGUACCCCCGGGGUCUUGGGUCUUUGUUUUAGAAACACCCCAAACGGUCCACUGUUCGUGAUGAAAACGGACUUCGUGAUCCAGCCGCAUCUGAUUCGUUUUCACUUCUUCCCUGAUCAUCUUGAUUAGUAGAAGACGCAGUUUCUGGACCACUAGAACUUGAACAGCUUGAACGUCUCAGUUCCUCUCGAACAGCAUGCCUGAUGAUUGAAUCCAUCGUCGCACGGAAAUACAAAAUGGCUGCCGUUAGAUAACAAGUGUUGCAGUAGCGCGAGAGAGGUCUGGUAACCACACAAAAAAUAAAACUGGACUGUGUAAAAAUAAAACUGGACUGUGUAAAAAAAUAAAACUGGACUGUGUAAAAAUAAAACUGGACUGUGUAAAAAAAUAAAACUGGACUGUGUAAAAAAUAAAACUGGACUGUGUAAAAAUAAAACUGGGCUGUGUAAAAAAAUAAAACUGGACUGUGUACAAAUUAAAACUGGACUGUGUAAAAAUAAAACUGGACUGUGUAAAAAAAUAAAACUGGACUGUGUAAAAAAUAAAACUGGACUGUGUAAAAAAAUAAAACUGGACUGUGUAAAAAAAUAAAACUAGACUGUGUAAAAAAUAAAACUGGACUGUGUAAAAAUUAAAACUGGACUGUGUAAAAACUAAAACUAGACUGUGUAAAACCAUAACUGGACUGUGUAAAACCACAACUGAACUGUCAAAAACCAAUACUGGACUGUGACCCUCCUGGGCCAUCGUAGUUCUCAUAGAAUCAAUUUUGUCGUAUUUAGUGUUUGCAUGUACCGAGGCCUUAUUUUGAUGGCGUGUAUAAACAUACUGCACUCAGUUAUAAGAGAAAGUUGAGUUCUUUUUUAACAUUUCCAGGUGCUCAACUUUCAAUGCCAUUGCCGCUGGUCAGAAUCACUUCAGCAUCACACCUUGAGAAAUCCGAUACCGACGGCUCAAUUGGUGACCCGUCACCUUUGUACUACAAACCACGACCGCUGACACAGAGCCUCAGAAAAGCGCCCAUCAGACUGGGCUCGAGAAAAGGCCUGCAAUUCGCCAAAGAAGAUAUGCAGAUUAUACCAGAUGUCGAGGUUAACUAAAGGAACCACUUGAUUUAAGUGAGGUCAUGUGGCCUUGGACAAUGUGGCAGCGGUUUUCCUCUAUUUUGAUGAUCUUUGUUCUCUCUGCGAAUAGUUUAUCGUUCUUUCAAUGUUAGGAAACUAAUUCGUGUUAAUUAUAAAUAAAUUAUCGUCGGCCAUCCUUCGUCACAGCAACUUCGAGAAUUAAAAUUAAAUAAGCUCUUGGGGCUGUGUGAGCUGCUUAAACCUGAACAAACAACUAACUCAGCUGGCGGCUUAAUGCAGUUUUGUUCAUUAUCCCUGAGUUUAAGCGAGGAAAUAUGCCGCGACAAUAAUUAAAAUGAAGUUAUAUUAGAGAAAAAUAGCUUUUUCUUUUAUGUAAGGAAAUUUAUUUAUUUGAGACGUUUUGUUUAAGACAACAAAGUUAUUUAUUGCCCAAAUAGGGCAAAAUUUUUAUUUUAGUUUAUUUAUUUAUUUUUUCAUAGCAAUGAUCCACAAUCAUUUAGAUUGGAGAUUUGACUGAAGCAGAAAUUAGAGAUGUACAGCUGAUCUUGACUGUUUUUGUAUGUAAAUAACGAUUUAGAUUCCUUAAUAAACGACUAC
Molecule: messenger RNA, 15187 nt
Organism: Porites lobata
Lineage: Eukaryota; Metazoa; Cnidaria; Anthozoa; Scleractinia; Poritidae
Source: the annotation of a GenBank genome assembly